Messenger RNA from Sorghum bicolor (sorghum), 1444 nucleotides. RefSeq names its product nuclear speckle splicing regulatory protein 1. Bases 283 to 1221 code for a protein of 312 amino acids. The record is from RefSeq and is a predicted model, not a curated record. Gene Ontology annotation, biological process: regulation of alternative mRNA splicing, via spliceosome. The transcript is spliced from 4 exons. Lineage: Eukaryota; Viridiplantae; Streptophyta; Magnoliopsida; Poales; Poaceae.
CGAGCCCCGACGCCGCCACCGGCUGCUCACGACCUCCAGCGCCCGCCCCCGAGCCCCGACGUCUCCCGCGGACUCUCGUGGUCGUGGCUGCAGAGAGCGCGAUUUUGGGGCGGAGCUGCGAGGAGCGGAGACCUCCGACCCCCGUUUGGUAGGCGGAGACGCGCGAAGCUGCGCGUGAAGCGGGUUCCAGAAUCGCUACCAAACGGGGCCUAACCCGCCCCGGUUUGGCUAGGGUUUGUCCCGUCUCGGAACCGAUCAGGUCGGCAGGUCGCCGCCGCCGCGAUGCAGAGGUACGGGCUGCAGAUCCGCACGAAGCCGCCAUCGUCCUCGUCGUCACGCAAGCCGCCGCCUCCGGCGCGGCCCCUGGCGGCCUUCGCCGACGAUGACGACGACGACGUGGAGAAAGAAAUCCUCCGCCAGGCGGCCAAGAAGCGCGCCCUCCAGAAGGUAGAGGAGCAGCAGAAGAAGGCCUUGGAGGAGGAUCCCUCGGUGUACGCCUACGACGAGCUGUACGAUGAAAUGAAAGAGAAGGAAGCCCGCCCUAAGAUGCAGGAUAAGGUCGUCCGUGAGUCAAAGUAUAUUGCACAACUUAAGGAAAAAGCAGAGCUACGCAAACGAGAACAGGAUAUAAUAUACGAGAGGAAGCUUCAGAAAGAGAGAAGCAAGGAGGACCACCUCUUUGGGGACAAGGAUAAAUUUGUAACAUCUGCCUACAGGAAGAAACUUGAGGAGCAGCAAAAGUGGCUUGAAGAAGAGAGAAUGAGGCAGCUUCGAGAAGAAAAGGAAGAUGUAACUAAAAAGAAAGACUUGAGUGAUUUUUACUUCGGACUUGAGAGAAAUGUUGCUUUUGGUGCACGGACACAUGGUAACACAAAAUGUGCUGACCCUCAAAAGUCGGACAAUCAACCGGAGGAUACAAAUCCUAGUAGUCUUGAUGCUGAAGCUUCUGAACCUUCUCCAAAGCGUAGAAGAGAAUCCAGUGUAGGAUCGGAGGGGACUAAGAGUAUGGAAGAACCCUCGGCAAGUCGAACGAGGGAUUCAACAGCUGUUGCAUCUACUGAGAAAAAUGCUGCCGAUGUUCCAUCAAAUGCUAAAGAGACCCCACAAAACACUCAGCCAGUAAAGGUUACUGAUGAUCACUACAAGAGAGGUGAUGAUGCACUUGCAGCUGCUAGAGCGCGAGCACUGGCCCGAAAGAAAGCAAAGGAGCAGCAAUUGUGAAGUACAAGGCAGAAAAGUUUACCGAUCCUUGAGGCAUAAUUUCAUAUUUUAUUUAAUAGGAUUGUGUAAAGAUGUUACCUGGUAGCUUCCUUGCACCUUGAAAAGCAUUUUAUUUGUGGAUGAUGCAUAUGUGGAUAUUUCUGUUGUAAAAUGACACCUUCACGUGCUAUCUUCUGCGAGUAAAAUUGGUGUUUUGACACGUCAACUAGUUUGAUUUGAAAAA